This is a messenger RNA of Chaetura pelagica (chimney swift), 2107 nucleotides long. RefSeq names its product RUN domain containing 3B (gene RUNDC3B). The coding region runs from base 1 to 1797 and encodes 598 amino acids. NCBI's taxonomy places the organism in Eukaryota, Metazoa, Chordata, Aves, Apodiformes, Apodidae. The transcript is spliced from 14 exons. The record is from RefSeq and is a predicted model, not a curated record.
AUGAACACUGGUCAGCAGCGGCUAAAACGUUGGUGUGUUACCAGCGCUGCUUUGCAAUAUCGUACCAACGUAGGCUCCCUGCUCCUCAUACAUAACCUGAUUCAUCAACUAGAGAGCCAAGGAGUGACCAGCAAGGCUCACUCACCCUUCAACAGCCUUUCAUGGCCAGUGAGGAAGCCUGAUGAAAAUCGGAGGUUAACUGUGAACUAUCAUGGCAUGAAUGAAGUUACGCCACUGAUGAGUAGUGCCCUGAUGGACAUGCUGGAACUUCCAUAUGAACUGGAAGCAUCGGAGUACAGGCCCCCGUUUGCUUUCACCUGGAGCGGCACCCAGCACACCUGUAAUCUGCUUCCUCAGAGGUGGAAGCACAACCCAACUAUCUGUGAUGGACUCAUCCAGACUUCACUGGAGAAAGGUGGAGCUCCAGACCACCUGCAGUACAUCAACGACACUACUGUAUGGGGUAAUACAGCAGAGGAAGUCUUUGGGAAAGGUAGGAAAGCUUUGAGAAUAAAAGGAGCAUUGACAAAACGUCAAGCAAAAGUUAUGGUUAGGUUUUCAGUCAAGACUCUGAUUGACCGUUCCUGUUUUGAGACUGUAGAUGAUAAUUCCCCUGAAUUUAAUAAUUUUGCAGCCAUUCUGGAACAGAUUCUAAGUCAUCGACUGAAAGGUCAGGUUACCUGGUUUGGCUAUGAAAGCCCUCGUAGUUUCUGGGACUACAUUCGAGUAGCUUGCCGAAAAGUCUCUCACAAUUGCAUCUGCAGUAUUGAGAACAUGGAGAACGUCGCUUCUUCUAGAGCUAAGGGUCGAGCCUGGAUCAGAGUAGCACUUAUGGAAAAGCAUUUAUCUGAAUAUAUUUCCACAGCUCUGAGAGACUUCAAAACAACCAGGAGAUUUUAUGAAGAUGGAGCAGUUGUUCUUGGUGAAGAAGCAAAUAUGCUUGCUGGUAUGCUGUUGGGACUCAAUGCAAUUGAUUUCAGUUUUUGUCUGAAGGGUGAGAGAUUGGAUGGCAGCUAUCCAGCUGUCAUAGAUUAUACACCAUACUUGAAGUUCAUCCCGAGUUCUGACAGUAUCAGCAGUGAUGAAGAAGAGCUAAGAACGCUGGGCAGUAGUGGCAGUGAAGGCAGCACUCCAGAGAAUAUUGGUCCUCCUUUCAUCACAGAUGAAAACAGUUGGUACAACAAAUGCAAAAGGGUAGAGCAGAAGUACCGGCUUGCAUUGGAACAGAAGGGUUACCUUGAAGAAUUGGUACAACUCAGAGAAAACCAGCUAUCUGAAUCUCUCUCACAGAAUAAACUGCUGUUACAAAGAAUUGAAGAUAUGGAUCUAGCCCAUAAAAUGGAGAAGGAACAGUUGGAAUAUAUAAUUGUGGAACUGCAAGACCAGUUGACUGUGUUAAAGAAUAAUGACUUGAGAUCAAGACAAGAACUAACUACUCACCUCACCAAUCAGUGGCCUUCCCCAGGAGCUCUGGAUGUCAAUGCUGUUGCCUUGGACACUCUGCUCUAUAGAAAGCACAAUCAACAGUGGGAUGAGAAAAGUUUUCAAAGUCUGGACCAACUUUCAGCUGAAGUUAGUCUUUCUCAGUCCUCUCUGGAUCCAGGUCACUCACAGGAUGGGAAGCAGGAUGGAACGAACUUGUUAAAUGAAGGGAAGGAAGACACGCCAUCGUUGCUUGGUCUUUGUGGCUCCCUUACUUCAGUAGCAAGCUACAAAUCUCUCACAAGUUUGAAAUCAAGUGAAUGUCUUGCAAGUCCCACGACAGAGAUGACAAGUCCAGGCUUAACACCAUCUUGAGAAAGACACAAGAAGGAAGAACUUGGUGUUAUAUGCACUUGGUUUGUUUUGCAUAAAGUGACUUUCACUGAAGACUGCUAGUUCUAAGUUCAAAAUAGCUGAUUUAUUUUUUCUUUACAUGGUUACCUGUUUAAUUCACAAGUUCUGUCAGUUUUCCUUCAAACCUCUUUUUACCCAGAGGACUUCUCAGAUUUCAUAUUUUAUUCUUGAAUUAUUUAAAGCUCUUGAUCAGGUACAGGAUAUAUAAUCUUAUGCUUAUGGCUGAUUUUUAGUAUGAAACAAUUGGAAAUCAGUCCCCUACUUAACUGCC